AUGGGUCCGCAUGGGGACGAUGACGCGUUUGAUCGACGAGGAUCUGAAACAUUUGCAGGGAUGUUAGGCUCGGCAGCUUAUCGCCUGACCGAAGAUAUCGCCGAGCCAAGCUUUAAUAUGCGCCUUAUCGAAGCAGUCAAACAUAGCCGUUGUUUGUACGAUUCAACGGAUAGACAAUACAGGAGCACUGAGUAUAAGAUAAAGGUCUGGAAUCGCCUAGUACAAGUUCUUCAGUUCGAUGGCGAUUCACGGACGUUAUAUGCAAGAUGGAAACAACUUCGAGACAAAUAUGGAAAGGAGAAGCGAAAAGUGAAAUAUCAAGGAGACCAGUCAAAUUGGCAAUACUAUAAGCAUUUAUCGUUUCUUGACCCGCAUAUGAUUGAUCGCGCAGCUAUUGAAUCUCCUGCAAGGAAAGAGCAUCCUGAUGUGCAAGUGACGGUUACGGAUCCAUCUUUCGGUACGAAUUUGAUAGAAGAAGUGCGUGCACAUCCCUGCCUGUUCGACAUACGUGAUCCGAAAUAUAGACAUUCUGAAUGUCGUAACCAAGCCUGGAACAGUGUUAUAGCUCACUUGAAUUAUCCUGGGGAUGUUAAUUCGAUAUACAAACAGUGGAAGAAAAUCAGAGACAGAUAUGUCCGAGAAAAGAGGAGGCUACGUAUGCAAAGGGACAACGGUGUACAUGAUGACAGUACAUGGGAUCUAUAUCCUGCCAUGGCAUGGAUUGACCCUUACCUGGAUGAAAGGGCUCAGUACGUACACAGGGAUGUUAAUUCGAUAUACAAACAGUGGAAGAAAAUCAGAGACAGAUAUGUCCGAGAAAAGAGGAGGCUACGUAUGCAAAGGGACAACGGUGUACAUGAUGACAGUACAUGGGAUCUAUAUCCUGCCAUGGCAUGGAUUGACCCUUACCUGGAUGAAAGGGCUCAGCUAUUGAGACAUGUGAAAAGGAAGCAUGAUGACGAGAUGUCAGACUAUGGCGAGCUGGAUGAUAUGGUCAGGUCGGGGUCCGGUCUAGGAUAUAUGGUCUCGGAUAAAGGAAGAACUGAAGGUGGUGCUGAUGUACUUUUGGAUGGCGAUAGUGCUUUUGCUGCUUCAGCAGUUUCAGACCUACGCACUCUACCAGAGCAUGCGAGAGCUCUUGCUAAGGCACAAAUAGAAGCGAUUUUCGACUCGGGAAGAAUGAACGUGCACGCCGAGUUCUAA
Ostertagia ostertagi is the source of this 1203-nucleotide messenger RNA. The record is from the annotation of a GenBank genome assembly. NCBI's taxonomy places the organism in Eukaryota, Metazoa, Nematoda, Chromadorea, Rhabditida, Trichostrongylidae.